This is a messenger RNA of Enterobius vermicularis (human pinworm), 1125 nucleotides long. The record is from the annotation of a GenBank genome assembly. Lineage: Eukaryota; Metazoa; Nematoda; Chromadorea; Rhabditida; Oxyuridae.
AUGAUUUGGUUUAUGGACGAACGGUUUUGGCUUCCAGAUGGCAUUAAAUGGAGUAUGUUACAGCCAAAUGGAACUGCACGGUAUCCUCAGCCCAGUGAUCUCAAACAAACUAUUAAGUCAGCUUUAUUUUGUUUUUCCAUUUUUGAAUUUCUUCAUUCUGUAAUGAGUUUAUUACUCUACUUAAAGGCUUUGUGUUUAUCUGUAAUUCAAUUUAGAUUUGGUGUAGUUUUGUUGUUUAUUCGAAUAUUUAUGGAAUGUUUUGUAUUCUUGCCGAUUGGUAAAUAUUUUGGGUGGAUAGAUGCUCCAGAUGGAUUGACUCGACGAAUAGUGUCUCAUAUGAACUUUGGGUUCGCUGGUAAGAGCAAGUAUAAAAGAGUGGCAGAAACUGCUUGGCGAUUCACCUAUUAUGUUUUUGCCUGGACCUUCGGUUUGGUUGUCUUGAAGGACCAGCCUCAAUUACGGGAUAUUUCUGAGAGUUGGAGAAACUGGCCGUACCAUGAAUUAACAGAUGGGAUCUGGUGGUAUUAUAUUAUUGAAACAUCGUUCUACUGGUCUCUACUGUUUAGUUCUCUUGCUUUUGACAUUCGACGUGCAGAUUUUCUACAACUAACUGUUCAUCAUAGUAUAACUAUACUGCUAUUGUCAAUGAGUUACACUAUAAAUAUGGUUCGCAUUGGAGCCUUGGUUCUGUUCAGCCAUGAUAUUGCAGAUGUUUUAAUAGAGUUAGGGAAGUUGCUUCGAUAUGCAAGGUGGGAUACUGCGCUUAAGGUUGUCUACGUUGUUUUUAUGUUUGUCUGGACUCUGACACGAUUGAUAUAUUUUCCCUUUUGGAUUAUCUGGUCUGUGUGGUAUGAUGCUCCCGCCAUGAUACAGAAGACUUAUGACUGGUGGAGUUUGUCACAACAACCUAUUGUCCCGCGUGUGAUUGUUGUAAUGUUGCUUUGCUUACUUGUUUUACACGUCUUCUGGACGUACACUAUAAUUAUGGUUGGGGUGAAAUCCGCUGAGAGCGGUAAACUCGAUGACAUUCGAGAAAUUGAUGAUGGUUCAGAUUCAACUGCAGAAUACAUUAAAGAAAACGGGUGUUAUGGGAAGGUCGAGGAGUAUAGGAAGAAACAGCUGUAA